ACUGAAAAAGUAAAAGAACAACAAGUCUAAUUAGGGAGAAUGUUCGGUUGAACAAACACAGGACUCUCAAUCACAAGGCCGCUCUUUAUUGGUUGAUUAAUGCUACUUUUUUAUGUUACUUACACACUUAUCCAUCACAAUGAAUAUCAUCAACCUAACAAAAAUACUUUCAGACCUAAACCUAAAAGUGAGUAAACAUAUAUUAUACUUUUAUUUAGAAAUGGAAUGGAAUCUGUCACGGUGGCAAUGACACUGAAGAGGUCCCCCUACCAAGCUGUUAGUAUUUCACUGUUAGGGACUGAGAAUGUGUUGCACCAAGGGUCAGCAUCAUGGAGCUCAAAAUGUAGCCAUGCAAUCAUCACAAUGUGUUGUGUGUGUAAAAUUCAAGAAGUAGCCGAGUGAGGUGCUGACCAAAUGGCAGGAACGAACAGCCACAGACAUCACAUUAAAUACCAACGGCUGCUUUCAUCAGAUCAGAGGGGCCCCUGCUCAUGGGCACACUGCCAUUCUUCCUCUUCUAGUGUAAACAGUUGACUCCUGCUCACCACACAAGUCCAACUUGUUUCCUCGAGGUGGUGCUACAGAUCUCUGUCUGCCAUGUUGGCCCACUCUUUCUUUCCAUUGCAGCCAACAAGCAGAGUUCCAUUUGGACUGGCGUUACCUCAGUUAGAUGUUUCAGGUUCACUUUGAAGAAAGAUGCAUGAGCAGAUUUUGACACUACAGAGGCUUCCUCGGGAAAAUAGGGAAAUUUGUGCUUAACUUCCAUCUCAUUUUGAAGCUACUAUGAGGAUCCUUCAUAUUUUGUUGAUUUCUGGCCACGGUGAUUUUUCCCUGCACAAUAAUCCAUUUAGAAAACCACUUAUUUUACCACAGGAGGGUCUGAAAAUCUAAAAGAUACGAAAUAUUAAAUGAUAACAAAUUGUUAUCAUUUUAAUCUGAGAAACGUUACUGUUUUAUGAAACCUCUUUGCAACUCUGUACAAAAACAGAGAGGAACAUCCUGAAAUGAUGCUUUUUUUGUAAGGCAGCUUAAAGUAAAAUAUAACCCAAACGUUUUGUGAUAAUCCUUUGAAUUAUGCAAGUAGUUGCGGAAAAAGUUAUAAAUUGCAUCUCACUUUUUGUAAAUGGUCCAACCUGCGUUGCGAACGUUUUUCUACAUGUUUUGCCGUCCUAAUAUGUCAAUUUAUUUUCCACUGACGGAAUAGCGGAGGUUUUAGUGCCACACAGUUUGACCCAUCUUUGCAACCAAUCAAACGUAACCCCAUUUCUACCCUGGUUUGUCCUCUUUUCUUCCUUUUUUCGUUCUUGAGACUUCUGAGAUGCACCUGUAUCUGAUCAUUGGUGGAGUACUUCACCUGCUGGCAGGGAUCCAGUCGGCAGCAGUGACACAGGACACUGGGGUUAAAUCUGCCACUGUUGGGGACAAUGUGACUUUACAUUGCUUUUACGACACCCAAGUGGCAAUGCACUUCUCCUGGUACCGACAAACCUUUGGCGGCGGACCGCAGCUCGUGUCCAAUUUUUACAAGCACGACGAACCAUCCAAAGUCUACCACUGGUUGUUGAAGAACCCUCGUUACUCCGUGCAAAGGGCGGAAGGGAUGAAUCAUUUAAACAUCUCUGACGUCCAAUUAUCAGAUUCAGCCAGAUACUUUUGUGGAAGCUCCCACUCCAACAUUGCGGAAUUUGGAGACGGGGUCUUUCUUAGCGUCAAAGGAGUCAACCUCAAAGAAAUAAUCCAGUGGCCAGUUUCUGAGACCUUGCAUCCGGGAGACACUGUGACUUUCAACUGUACCAUACACUCCGGGACCUGUGACGGAGAUCAAAGUGUUUACUGGUUCCAACACAGAUCUCGCGGAGGCGUCCUCAAGACCCGCGUGGAUGAGUGUGAGCACCUUUCCGCACCACCAGGGUCUCCUUCACAAAGCUGCGUCUACCAUUUACAGAAGGUGAACGUGAGCUCCUCAGAUGCUGGAACCUACUACUGUGCCGUGGCCUCCUGCGGGGAGCUGCUGCUCGGUAAUGGAAGCGAGCUGCUCGUCAAAGAUGGUAACCAAGGAGACCCAAGGGCACCGAUGACAACUUUAGUCUGGCUCUCCAUCAGUAGAACUGUGACUCUCUUUUUGUUGGUAACUAUUUGUCUCCUGGUGGAGAUCAGUAAGAGUCGGUGAUGUCUUAAAUGUUUGGCUCAAAAUAUUCAGCUCUGAAUAAAAAUUAAAAAAACAACAAAAAUGAUUUAUUUCCAGCUAUUUUGUUGUCUAAAUGUAUUCAAUUUUUCUCAAUAAAACAAUU
Messenger RNA from Pungitius pungitius (ninespine stickleback), 2291 nucleotides. RefSeq lists its product as uncharacterized. The transcript has 3 exons. The record is from RefSeq and is a predicted model, not a curated record. NCBI's taxonomy places the organism in Eukaryota, Metazoa, Chordata, Actinopteri, Perciformes, Gasterosteidae. Gene Ontology annotation, biological process: response to bacterium. Bases 1319 to 2170 code for a protein of 283 amino acids.